Molecule: messenger RNA, 1062 nt
Organism: Zingiber officinale
Lineage: Eukaryota; Viridiplantae; Streptophyta; Magnoliopsida; Zingiberales; Zingiberaceae
Product: zinc finger MYM-type protein 1-like
Exons: 1
Coding region: 1-1062 (353 amino acids)
Source: RefSeq, a predicted model, not a curated record
AUGGGAAGUUAUAACUCAGUGCAUAAUAAAUCUGCAAAAUCAGUUGUUGAUGUGAUGAAUGUAACUCGGCAUAUAGAUAAAGUUAUGAAUCAAGAAUUUUCUAAACAGAUUCAAAAGAAUCGAUUAAGACUUGCGGCAACAAUUGAGAGUGCCCGUUGGCUUAGUUUGCAAGCAUGUGGAUUAAGAGGUCAUGAUGAAUCUUCAGCUUCUCAAAAUUAUGGUAAUUUCAUUGAGAUGCUAAAACUUUUGGGAAAAUGGAAUGCUAGUAUUGGCGAUGUAAUCUUAGAGAAAGCACUGGGAAAUGCAAAAUAUACCUCACCAGAAGUUCAAAAAGAAAUCUUGCAUAUUAUUGGUAAUAGAGUCAGAAACAAAAUUCGUGCUGAAAUUGGAGAUUCUAAGUUUUGUAUUUUGGUGGAUGAAGCGAAGGAUAUAUCUAACAAAGAACAGAUGGCUAUAAUUUUGAGAUUUGUUGAUGCUCAUGAUUUUUUACGGGAGUGUUUUUUCCAAAUUGUGCAUGUUCAUGACACCACAGCUGCAACACUUAAGAAAGAAAUAUAUGAUGUCCUCACCAGAUAUAAUCUAGAAAUACACAAUAUUCGGGGUCAAGGGUAUGAUGGUGCUAGUAACAUGUGUGGUGCUUUUAAUGGAUUGCAAGCUUUAUUUCUUAAAGAUUGCCCUUAUGCAUAUUAUGUACAUUGUUUUGCCCAUCGACUCCAACUAGCGUUAGUUGCAGCUGCUGAAAAUGAGAUCUCUAUAUGGCUUUUCUUUUCAAAUUUGACGACUAUUGUUAAUCUUGUUACAUCUUCGUCCAAACGCAAUGUCGAGUUACAAUCUGCUCAAGUUAAUGAAAUUGCACGUUCUGUUGUUACUGGUGAACGCGAGACUGGACGAGGAGCUAAUCAGAUUGGUACUUUGCAUCGAGUAGGAACUACUCGUUGGAGCUCCCAUUUUGAUUCUAUUUGCGACUUAAUAGAUAAGUAUAAUGCAACUAUUAAUGUGCUUGAAGAUAUUAUCAUGAUGGUUCCUCUACUUCGAUGCGUGGGGAAGCUGGUGGUUCCUUAA